This is a messenger RNA of Moneuplotes crassus, 1485 nucleotides long. The record is from the annotation of a GenBank genome assembly. Lineage: Eukaryota; Ciliophora; Spirotrichea; Euplotida; Euplotidae.
AUUUACACCAUGGGGUCUUCAAAGGAAGUCAAGCACAAGAAGGAUGACCGCGAUAGAGACAGAGACAGGGAUAGGGACAGAAAAAGUUCUAAGAGUAAGAAGGAUAAGAAGCAUAAACACAGAUCUAAAGAAAGUAAGCAUAAGAGCAAGAAACAUAAGAGUAAAAGCAGAAGAAAGAGAAGGCAUUCUUCUUACAGUAGGUCUAAUUCCCCAAGAUCUGAUAGAUAUUCAAGCUCUUCGUUAGAAGAUGCGAAGAAAAAGGAUGAGAAGAAGAGAGAAAAGAAGGAAGAAGCCAAGAAAGUUGAUGAUAUCCCCAUUUUACCUAAGGAUGCUAACCAGGAUGCUGAUGAUAGUGGCAGAUUGACCAUAAAAGAUUUUCCUUAUUAUAAAAAGAAAAUAGUCAUCUCAGGUCUCCCUCCCGAUGUCUCUGUAGAUGAGAUAUUUAAUUUCAUCGAUACAUAUAUCAGCACCUUUAAGUCUUUAACUCGGACUGAUGAAGAAGAAAAAGUUCAUGACAAUCAUAUUUUUGAAGAUAUCCAACUUGUAGACUGCUCAAAUAGGUAUGCAGUCAUUCAAAUAAAUGAUAAAGAUAGUAUCGAGCAAUGAUGAAGUCUUGAUGGAACUGAGUGGAAGAAACAUAAGAUCAGAGUCAGACGGCCUAAGAAGUUCAUUGAUGAUUACAAUCGUGAAAUAGAUCGGAAAAUGGGGCUCCUUCCUAGUGAUAAAAAUAUUAUGAACCUUCCUCCAAUCCCUGGACAAGAGGAGGAAUCUGAGAAUAAGAUCUUUAUAGGAAGCAUCCCAACCUCGAUGACUUCGGAAGAGGUUAGGAAGCUGUGUGCUGGGUUUGGACUGAUGAGGUCAUUUAAUUUAGUCACAGACCCUCAAAACAAAAAUUUAAACAAGGGAUUUGCUUUCCUGGAAUAUGCAAAUGAUAAAGACACUGAAAAAGCAAUCAAAGCUUUAGAUGGAUUUGAGAUUUUAGACAAAAAGUUGAGAGUUCAAAAGGCAGCAAUUGGAGCAAAGCCUGCUGCUAAACCUAAUAUGGCCCAAGGUGGAGGUGGCAUUCAGGCUCAUCUUAAACCUGAAGAGCGUGUCAGAAUUCCUUUAUAUGCUCUUACUCCAAGCAGAGUGGUUUCCUACAUUGGAUUGAUGAACCCAGAAGAUUGUUUUGAUGAAAGAGACAAGAAAGAAAUUCUAAGAGAUCUCUGUGAUCUGUGCAAAGAAUUUGGAGAUGUUGUUGAUAUAAAGUCUCCUUCGCCUGAACCAGGCACUGGUCAUUGAACAGCAGGAGUUGGCAAAAUCUUUGUCAAAUUUAACCAUAUUGUUGCAGCAAAGCAAGCAAGAUUCAAUAUUAGCGGAAGGAGGUACAGAGGGAAGCUGGUAAUUGGAUCAUUUUACCCAGAAAACUAUUUUGACACUGGAGAAUUUGAUAUAUCUGCAGAAUAAAUUCCAGAAAUAAUUCAGCCUCAAUAUCUUUGAUUUUAA